Messenger RNA from Melopsittacus undulatus (budgerigar), 7274 nucleotides. RefSeq names its product glutamine rich 1 (gene QRICH1). The record is from RefSeq and is a predicted model, not a curated record. The transcript has 11 exons. Bases 229 to 2550 code for a protein of 773 amino acids. NCBI's taxonomy places the organism in Eukaryota, Metazoa, Chordata, Aves, Psittaciformes, Psittaculidae.
GCGGCAGCGGCCCGGGCAGUGCUGGGGCAGAGGCUGAGCCGCGGCCGAUGAUCUCAGGGGCUAAAUAUGGAGCUUCGCCUCGGCUGGGCUGGGUGGCUCCUCGGGGCAGCGCCGGGCACACGAGCAGGGGGGGACCUCUGGAUCCGAACGUUACAAGUCUAAGAGCUCAGGACAAGAGCAGCAGAAAUACAUGCAACAUGGUGACUGGAACCCUGAGGACCUUGCAAUAUGAAUAAUUCUCUGGAGAACACCAUUUCUUUUGAAGAAUAUAUCCGUGUGAAGGCACGAACAAUCCCCCAGCACAGGAUGAAGGAGUUCCUGGACUCCCUUGCUUCCAAGGGCCCAGAAGCUCUGCAGGAGUUCCAGCAGACAGCCACCACCACCAUGGUGUAUCAGCAGGGUGGCAACUGCAUUUACACGGACAGCACAGAGGUGGCUGGGUCUUUGCUUGAACUUGCUUGUCCUGUGACAACCAGUGUCCAGCAGCAAACUCAGCCAGAGCAGCAGAUACAGGUUCAGCAACCCCAGCAAGUCCAGGUUCAGGUCCAGGUCCAGCAGUCACCACAGCAGGUCUCCGCCCAGCAGCUCUCUCCACAGCUAACUGUCCAUCAGGCUUCAGAGCAGCCAAUACAGGUCCAAGUGCAGAUCCAAGGCCAGGCGCAGCAGCAGGCAUCCCAGACAAUACAGAAUCAGUCUCUUCAGAGCCCCAGCCCAUCUCAGCUGCAGGCAGCUCAAAUCCAAGUGCAGCAUGUGCAGACUGCCCAGCAGAUCCAGGCUGCGGAGAUACAGGAGGAACACAUACAACACCAGCAGAUCCAGGCCCAGCUUGUGGCAGGACAGGCCAUUACUGGUGGCCAGCAGAUACAGAUCCAAACAGUUGGGGCACUGUCACCUCCACCUUCCCAGCAGGGCUCUCCACGAGAGGGAGAGCGGAGGAUCAGCACUGCCAGUGUCCUUCAGCCCGUGAAGAAGCGUAAAGUGGAUAUGCCUAUCACUGUAUCAUAUGCUAUUUCAGGGCAGCCAGUUGCCACAGUGCUGGCCAUCCCUCAGGGCCAGCAGCAAAGCUACGUCUCUUUAAGGCCAGACUUGUUAACAGUGGACAGUGCUCACCUGUACAGUGCCACUGGGACCAUUACUAGCCCCACUGGAGAGACUUGGACCAUCCCUGUUUACUCUGCUCAGCCACGUGGUGACCUUCAGCAGCAAAAUAUAACCCACAUUGCCAUCCCUCAGGAGGCCUACAACGCCGUUCAUGUCAGUGGCUCGCCAACAACACUGGCUGCUGUGAAGCUGGAAGAUGACAAGGACAAGAUGGUGGGAAGCACUUCAGUAGUGAAGAACUCUCAUGAGGAGGUGGUGCAGACUCUUGCUAAUUCACUCUUUCCAGCGCAGUUUAUGAAUGGCAACAUCCACAUUCCAGUGGCAGUGCAGGCUGUGGCAGGGACGUACCAGAACACAGCGCAGACAGUGCACAUAUGGGACCCGCAGCAGCAGCAGCAGCAGCCCACACCCCAGGAGCAGGGGCAGCAGCAGCAACAGCUACAAGUCACUUGCUCGGCUCAAACUGUUCAGGUUGCUGAAGUUGAACCACAACCCCAGCCACAGACUUCACCUGAACUUCUACUUCCAAACUCUCUGAAACCAGAAGAAGGGCUUGAAGUGUGGAAAAGCUGGGCACAGACCAAGAAUGCAGAGCUGGAAAAAGAAGCCCAAAACAGGCUAGCACCUAUAGGAAGGCGCCAGCUGCUGAGGUUCCAGGAGGAUCUCAUCUCCUCAGCUGUGGCUGAGCUCAAUUAUGGGCUAUGCUUAAUGACACGAGAAGCUCGAAAUGGUGAUGGUGAACCCUAUGAUCCAGAUGUGCUCUACUACAUCUUCCUGUGCAUUCAGAAGUAUCUCUUUGAAAAUGGCCGAGUAGAUGACAUCUUUUCAGAUCUCUACUACAUUCGGUUCACUGAAUGGCUGCAUGAAGUUCUGAAGGAUGUCCAGCCCCGUGUGUCCCCUCUUGGUUAUGUCCUCUCCAGUCAUGUAACAGAAGAGAUGCUGUGGGAGUGUAAGCAGCUGGGAGCUCACUCCCCUUCCACCUUGCUCACUACACUGAUGUUUUUUAAUACAAAAUACUUCCUGUUGAAAACAGUAGACCAGCACAUGAAGCUGGCCUUCUCCAAGGUGUUGAGGCAGACCAAGAAGAACCCUUCUAAUCCCAAGGAUAAAAGUACGAGUAUCCGCUAUCUGAAGGCUCCUGGCAUACACCAGACAGGACAGAAAGUUACAGAUGACAUGUAUGCAGAGCAGACUGAGAAUCCAGAGAACCCCCUGAGGUGUCCCAUAAAGCUGUAUGACUUCUACCUCUUCAAAUGCCCCCAGAGUGUGAAAGGCCGGAAUGACACGUUUUACUUGACACCGGAGCCAGUGGUGGCCCCCAACAGCCCGAUCUGGUAUUCCAUCCAGCCCAUCAGCAGAGAGCAGAUGGAGCAGAUGCUCACCCGGAUCCUGGUGAUACGAGAGAUUCAGGAAGCUAUUGCCGUGGCUAAUGCCAGCACCAUGCACUAAGGCAUCCUUCUUGGCUCAGAAGGGGUGGGGAGGGUGAUGGGGGAGGGACAAGCAAAGAGAAAUUGUACAGACUUUUACACUAAAGGAGAUGCCUAAGUUUUUGGUUUUUUAUUGGUGUAGUUAUGAAGCCCUUUUAGGCUUCUUCUCUUUAAAAAGAAUCUAAAGGAAAAAAAAACCUACCCAUUGUGUAUCCUUACCCAACACACCGAACUGUUGGAACCAUUGGAGGCUGCAUAUCCCUGGGAGCUGUGGAAAGCUGCUGGUUGACUCUGGGUUGUUGUGUUUUUUUAUGAUGUAGAAAACAUGAACCCACAGGAUUGGCCUGGCUGGCUGGGGCCUCUGUCUCCUUGGAGCACGUGCAGCCUAGAGGGCACAGAAUGCUGGAUGGACCUGCUCAGCCAGUGGAGGAGAGGCAGGCAUCUUCUUUUCUUGUGCUUGGACGUUAACUUGCUGUUAUCUUGGAAGGAAGAGGAGAGAGUGAACUGCAGUUGUGAUUUAUACAAAAACAAAAGCAAACCAACGAUUUCUGUUCAGACCUUUUAAGUGACAUUUUUCGAUGUUAAAGUACAAACUUUACCACACUUUUGUUUGGUUUUUUUGGCCUAACGGUGAGGCCUUAAGCCUUCAGGCUCUGUGCCUGAUGGAAGUUUUGUAACAUACACUUGUGUAUCAUAUAAAGAUACCACCCUGUUUCUCUUAUGUAUUCUUACUCUAGUUGUUUAUUAAGAAUGACGAGCACGUCUUUUCAACUUGCCAUUGAACAAUGUGUCUUUAUUUGGGGAAGAGUGAGCUGUGAGGGUGGGGGGGUCAUUAUAUAAAGGUCAGUAUGCAAACUGGUUGUUUUCAUCCCUGUUUGUGCUUUCCAGCUCGACUCCGCUGGACUUUUCACCUAACUUAGGAAGGUAGAAGGUGAUUAAACUUCUGCUGAAGGACCUGAAUGUCUGCUUGCUGAUGGAAGCUCAGUGUCAGGCUAGGAACAUGGGGUCUGUGAGACCAGCUCAGACUGUCCUAAUGUUCUGUGGCCAGCCUGUGAGGCUUCACCCUUAGGCAAAUCCCCUUAUCCUCACCUUCACAAAUGCAUCACACCAACAGCAUGAUGGAGGGGUGUUGGAGGGAAAAAGCCUUCCAGGAGCAGUACAAUGGCCUACUCCUGCCAUUUAACAGCCUUGUCACAGUUUUUAACACAGCUGUGUAGCUUCUGGCAUCAUCCAUGACCAUAACCCCCAGCCCUUUAGCCUUGCCUUGCUGCAUCUUAAAUGGCUGCUGUAUUUUAUACCAUUAACAAAUAGUCUGCUCUUCUGAAGCUGGCGGGUAGCCAACCAUGCUUGAAAUGGGAGAGCACUCCAGGCUUGUUGUUUGUGCCACCAGCUUCUCAGCUGUGGAGAGAUGAUUCUGCUUCUUGAACUUGUCUUCCCUGCUUCUCCAUCUCAUGUCCUUUCCCUGUUCCAGAAUAUAUAGAUGCAUAUUUAAAUAUAUAUUACAGUAAAAGGACUUAAACUCGUGUACAGGCAAGUGGUUUUUCUGAAGCUUGUGUUGGCCAGCACCUGUAUUGAGAAGGAAGGUCUGCCCUCUGUCAGUGUCAAUGUUGAGAGUAGCCACAGUGUUCCCUAUCUUUGUGCUCUUGAGCCGUAUUGAGGUGUGCAGGCUGAGAGACUUGAGCCUCUGAUGCUUUCUAUUGACCUUGGUGCUCAUGAAGAAGCAGCUGUGCUUGAGCUGGUUGUCAGUUUGCUCUCUGUGCUCAAGCAGCUGCAGAGAGGUGAAGUGCAGUGCUCUGUUGUUCAUGAAUACCUGCGCUCUGAAGUAGGCUCUUAGCUCAGUGUCUGCUCCUUGUUAUGGCAGGGGAAAGAGUCUGGGGUUGGUGCCCAGAUUGCAGUGGAUGAGUUGGGAAGAUGGCGCUUGGCUGGUGUGUAGUAACUCAGCUCAGCUCAGCCACGGGGAGCCAGCAGUUGCCCCUGUCAGGGUGGCUGUUGAGAUUGCUAAUGCUGCUUCAGCUGUCAGAAGCCUCUCAUCCCUUUGCUGUAUCUUAGUGACUGCAAUGUCUAUCUCUGGCCCUAGUUAAGUAUUUAAGGACAUGGUUAGGGGCAAGUUCCAAGCAGCUGAGUGUGCUUGUUGCCUGGGAUGCCCGUCAGGCCUGCACAGGGUGCAUUUCUCAUUCUUCUUGGCAAUUUGUCUUCUGAUCAGAGUUGCAAAGAUGUGAGAGACUGCAGGCAGCUGUGCUCAGUGUGUGCUGUGCGGCACUGCAUGGGGAGCUAUUCCAUAUAUCCAGCAUUCCUACACCUCAGCGUGAGCAUGCUGCUUUGUCUACAUCAGAAACAGUGUUGAAGUCAUCUGCCAUAUGCCCAGUGUACAAGUUGCUUCAUUAGGUGCCAUUGGGAGUUGCCUCUUAUUCUAAAAACUGCCAGAAGCUGAAUUCACUUGACAGAACAUUAGGGCAGUUUCAGGUUAGGGGUGAACUGACACCUCCACUGAGCCUUCUGGGGAAACAGAACUCCAUGUUACCUGGAAACUCUGGACUGUGCACUUCCCUUACUGCCCUGAACUGCAGAUGAUCCACAGUCUUUGUAGGGGAAGAAUUCUCCUUGAUCUUGCAGUGUACCAUGUAAGAACUUGGCACGUGGUGAGCUCUGGAGAUCAUCUGAUGGUUGGUUUUGUCCUGAAAAUAUGAAGUGUUUCCAUUUCUCAUUGUCCAGACAUGCACAGGAAAGGGAUUUGCUGAUGUGGAAGUGGACUGCUGUACUGUCUCAUCAGAACGUCCACCGUGUUCACUUCAUUCCCUAUUUUUAGAGACAAUCGAUAUACUGUGACUUAGGGAUUGUUUUCCUGGACCUGGCUUCUAGUCUGGCUCUCUGGAGCUGGUUUAAAAGGUACAGUAUUUCUAGAAUAUAAAUAUUAUGUUCUUUGACAGCGAAGAACAUGAUCUGCUCACUUGUAGGGGCUCAUAGGAAGAUGAGCCCAGAGUAGCACAGAAGAGUGCUGUGGCUUAGGGUUGCUAUCCAAGUUCUGGGACGUGUUCCCAGUCAAACAUGUAAAAUAGCUUUUUAACACUUUCCUAUAUCCAGCUUGACUGCUGCUUUAAGGGCAUUCCCCUUGGCUCCCAGAGUGCCAAACCGCUAGCUCCUGUACGUGUAUGUAUUAAACAGGAACUCUGUGCCCUCUGCCUUGUAUGAGACAGGCUGAAAAUGAUCUCUGCAUAACUAAAGCUGAGAAGUCAAGCUAGAGACCCUGCCUUGGUGGUGUUCAUCUGUGCCCACCUUGUCCCUGUAAUGUGAAAGGAACCAUAGGAAGCGGAGCAUGACUGGCUAUUGUAAAGCACCUCACCUUCUGACAUGAGACUUGUGGGCUGUCUGAUCUCUUGGCACUAACAGCCUUGCUUUCCUAAGAGAACUCAUAGCUGCUUACACACUUGUUCAUGGCACCAUUAGAUGUUUGUUCAGUUCAAGUGGUAAUGGCUGAAGCAGCAGAGAGCAGACUGGAGAGUGGCUUUAUACUCUGACCUAGGGUUGUGAGUAAAGGGAAUGGCAUAAAUAACUUCAAAGGGCUCUCAUCUGUUGCCUGCCUCACUCCUAGAGCUCUGGAUUUUAGAUGGGAUACAAGGUCUGAAGUAGUUCCUGAACUGCCUUGGACCAAGAGAAAAAAAGACUUAAAUCUGAUCCCUAAAUAGGAAUCCUCUUGCGUGCUGCUGCUUCUCAGGCAGAAGUUAAGGACAGUCUUGCUCUGAGCUGCAUCAGGGCUAUGGUCUGCCUUGGUGCACACAGAGGGACUGUUCCAUCUUCAUGCCUCCUGUGCUGGGAUAAGAACAGAUCCAGCCAUGGCAGGAAAGAGCCCUCUGAGCAUUCAUGAGGUGGAGGACUUGCUGAUGCUGUCAUAGAUCAUCCUCUUGCUGGUCUGAGUGCUGCUGGACACGGAUUGACUCUGGCAGUCCAACCAACUGGCAUUCUCAUCUAAGUUUAUUAGUGCCAUUAACAUUUGGCCUCUUGAAUCACUUAAAGCGAGAUAUAAAUUGUCUUCCACCCUACGUGGUGCUUUUCUCCCCAUCUUCUUGCUGCAGCUGCUCCUCUUUACUACAGGGAACGUACCUUAUCCUGAUGCUUCAGCCCAUUCUGUUUCAUGGUGCCAAUGCUUAGGGAAGAGCCUUCUCAGCUCGAGCAUCUUCCUACCUUAAGGAGCAUCUCACAUCUUCCAGCAGUCUCACUGACGCACUGCCCCAACAUCCCUGUCCCCUUCUUGUCUCUUCCCUUCCUUGUGUGGCUGAAGCCUGGCUCUCAGCACUGCAAUCCCUUUGCCUGCAUAACCUCAUGCAUGGCAGCCACACUUGCCUCCCUGUCCAUUCUCCUUUGAGCCCAUCAGAAGGGGGAGGCAGGCUUGACCCCACUUAUAGCAGCAAUAAACUGCGCCUAGAACUUGAGGGCCUUCGAAGUGGAUGGGAUGUGUGGGACAGGCAGGGUCCAGUUGCAGCCCAGAGCCUCGCUUGAUCAUGAGUGUGCAGCCUAUAUGCAAAACACAUCUUGUCUGUCCCUCCUGUGUUGACCCUGGUCUAAACAGCACAUGUGAUUGGCAUCCUGCAAAGUGACCUUCAGAACUCUCCAGUAGCUUUGCCCCGUGAGUAACUCACACUACAAAUCAUUUUAAAGAGAUGCACUCAACUAUUUUUUUAAUUUAAUUUUACUCUUAUAUUCUCUGCUCUUUGUAAUCUGCUUGGAAAUAAAAUGGUUUUUUUCCCUGCA